This is a messenger RNA of Blepharisma stoltei, 550 nucleotides long. The record is from the annotation of a GenBank genome assembly. NCBI's taxonomy places the organism in Eukaryota, Ciliophora, Heterotrichea, Heterotrichida, Blepharismidae.
AUGGCCCAACGUUCUUCAAAUUAUCACAGUUACUCAGAUUUCAAAUCUAAAACCCUCUCCAAUUUCAAAAGUUCCAAUUCCACCCCACGAAGUGAGCCAUCUUCUCGUAAUCAUUGAAAAUCUUUUAGAACUGAGCUCCGAAACGAACUCUGACGCAAAAAAACUCCAGUAAAGCUAGCUCAUUACUCCGAUCUGUCUAAUUUUAAAUCCCAAUCACCAAGGACUUCUCCAUUUGACAAAUAUCGUAGAAAUCCUGGUCUUUUUUACAGCUCAAUAAGCUCUCUUGAAUCAUCAGCAUCCUCAGGUUUUUCAUCUCCAAAAAGAUCGGCAACCCAAAUCCAAGAACUUCUUCCUCUUGAGACCAUAAUUCAUGUCCAAGAAGCUUUGGAAUCCCUUGAUAGCAGUUCUCUCACACCACUUUAUUCUAAACAGCUGCUUAAAUUGGGUUCACUUAUUCAAUCUAUCCUAUUUAAAAUAAAUUUCACUAUUAAAUUAUUAUUUUUUAAAAAUGAAUAUAUUUAUAAAUAGGAAUAAAUUAAAACGAUUCUAA